AUGCAUGGAGCUGAGAGAAGAAGAUCAACAUCAUCAGGAGGAGGAGGUGAUCAUCAUCAUCAGGAUAAUCAUGAUGAUGAGUAUGAUGAAGAUGGAGAGUCGACGUUUGAGGUUGAGGAUGAGGAGGAGCUUUCAACAACACCCUGGUGGUGGUGGUGGAAAAGGCGUUUCACUUUCAGCAAUACCGACUCCAGUCUUGCAACUACUGGUUCUAGAUCAUCUGCUGCAUCUUCCUUUUUCGAUCGUCUCGUCAUUCAUCCUGAUAACUGGUGGUACGUGGCGUGGACGCAUUUCAUUCUAAUAUGGGCAGUCUACUCGUCCUUCUUCACCCCCUUGGAGUUCGGCUUCUUCAGAGGUCUGCCGGAGAACCUCUUCCUGCUCGACAUCGCAGGUCAGCUCGCCUUUCUCAUCGACAUCGUCGUCCGCUUCUUCGUCGCCUACCGCGACUUCCACUCCCACCGACUUGUCUACAAUCGCAACCUCAUCGCCAUCCGCUACUUAAAGUCUCGCUUCCUCCUCGAUUUGCUGGGUUGUCUGCCUUGGGACGCCAUCUACAAGGCUUCUGGAAGAGAAGAGGGUGUGAGGUACCUGUUGUGGAUACGUCUGAGCCGAGCAUGCCGAGUGACAGAGUUUUUUGAGAAGCUGGAGAAAGAUAUAAGGAUCAACUACCUUUUCACAAGAAUUGCCAAGCUUUUUGUUGUGGAACUUUACAGCACACAUACGGCUGCCUGCUUCUUUUAUUAUCUGGCCACAACCAUGCCUCCCUCCCAGGAGGGAUACACUUGGAUUGGAAGCUUGAAGAUGGGUGACUAUAGCUAUUCCCAUUUCCGAGAGAUUGACCUCUGGAAGCGUUACAUCACCUCACUCUAUUUUGCCGUUGUUACCAUGGCCACUGUUGGAUAUGGAGAGAUACAUGCAGUGAACGUGAGGGAGAUGAUAUUCAUCAUGUUUUAUGUGUCUUUUGACAUGAUUCUUGGUGCUUAUUUGCUGGGUAACAUCGCUGCAUUGAUUGUGAAAGGAUCGAAAACAGAAAAGUUUAGGGACAAGAUGACAGAACUAAUCAAAUACAUGAACAAAAACAGGCUUGACAGGGGCAUAAGUAAGGAAAUUAAAAACCAUCUCAGGUUACAGUAUGACCGCAGCUACACCGAAGCCACUGUUCUUCAGGACAUUCCAGCCUCUAUUUGCAGCAAGAUUUCCCAGAAAUUAUAUGAGCCGUACAUCAAAGAAGUUCCUUUGUUUAAGGGAUGCUCUUUAGGCUUCAUAAAGCAGAUUGCAACCAGAAUUCACGAGGAGUUUUUCCUUCCACCAGAAGUGAUUAUAGAGCAGGGGCAAGCAGUUGAUCAACUAUAUAUAGUAUGCCAUGGUGAGCUGGAGAAGGUGGGAAGGGAUGAAGAUAAUGAAACUGAAGAGCUCCUUGAGCGUCUGCAAACCUAUAGCUCAUUUGGUGAGGUUUCCUUUCUUUGUAACACUCCCCAGCCGUAUGCUGUUCGGGUUCGUCAACUGUGCAGGGUCUUGCGACUUGAUAAACAAUCCUUUAGAGAAAUCUUGGAGAUACAUUUUUUAGAUGGGCGUAUUAUCCUAAACAACCUCAUUGAGGGAAAAGAUUUGAAUACCCGGAACAAGCUUUUGGAAUCAGAUAUCAUACUAUAUAUUGGAAAUCAUGAAAUGGAGUUAAUUAUGAAAGUAAAUUGUGCUGCUUAUGAUGGAGAUUACUAUCGAGUAAAGCGUUUGAUUGGAGCAGGAGCAGAUCCAAACAAGAUGGAUUAUGAUGGAAGGUCGCCUUUGCUUGUUGCAGCAUCAAAAGGGUAUGAAGAUAUCACUUGUUUCCUUAUUGAUCAAGGAGCAGACGCUGAGAUUUCAGAUAAAUUUGGGAACACUCCUUUGCUUGAAGCCAUUAAACAUGGGCACGAUCAAGUAGCUUCUUUACUCGUUAAGGCAGGGGCGUCGCUUACUAUUGAUGAUGCUGGUGAUUUUCUCUGUAUUACAGUAGCAAGGAGGAAUUUGGACCUUCUGAAAAGGCUCUUAGCCAAUGACAUUAACCCAAAUGCAAAAAAUUAUGAUCAGCGAACAGCGCUUCAUGUAGCUGCUUCAGAAGGAUUAUAUCCAAUGGCAGAGUUCCUUUUAGAAGCAGGAGCAAGUGUUCUAUCAAAAGACAGAUGGGGAAGCACUCCACUUGAUGAAGCCCGUAUUGGUGGAAAUAAGAAACUAAUCAAACUGCUUGAAGUUGCUAGAGCUUCGCAGUUGUCAGAGUUCUCUGAUCAAUAUCAUCAAGAAACUACCCAAGCAUGUCUAUGA
Molecule: messenger RNA, 2298 nt
Organism: Prunus armeniaca (apricot)
Lineage: Eukaryota; Viridiplantae; Streptophyta; Magnoliopsida; Rosales; Rosaceae
Source: the annotation of a GenBank genome assembly